AUGACAGAUAAGCAACCUGCCGCCGAGGGCGAAGACCACCUGGACCGUAGAACACUGUUUGUUCAGUCGAUCCCUGUUGAAGCCACAAAGGAAGAACUGAACGAGUUUUUCUCCCAAUAUGCCCCAGUGCGACACUCCGUGAUUGUCACUGACACAGAGGGCAAGAGCAGAGGGUUCGGGUUUGUUUCGUUUGUGACAGAUGAGGACGCUCUCAGUGCCUUGAAGGAGACCAAGAAGGCCAAGUUUAAGAACAAGCUGCUGAGAGUGUCUAUUGCCAAACGGAGACAGAGAAAGGACAAAAAAGACAACCAGGCCAAGCCUGCGGAGGAUGCAAAAUUCAAGUCACAGGAAAUUGCACUGAAAAAGAGUGCCAAGUUGAUUGUGCGCAAUCUGCCGUGGUCCGUGAAGGACCCGAACGAGCUGGUGAAGGUGUUCUUGAAAUUUGGUAAAGUCAAGGAGGCACAUAUUCCUAAGAAAAAGGAUGGCAAGAUGUCUGGGUUUGGGUUUGUGACGAUGAUGAAGCACGCUGCAGCGGAGAAGGCUGUGAAGGAGACGGUGGGGCUGAAGUUGCAGGGCCGUGAGGUGGCUGUUGAUUUUGCUAUCGAUAAGAGCAAGUGGGAGGAGUUCCGAAAGGAGAAGAGCGAGGAGGGAGAGGAAGAUGAAGAGGAGGAUGACGAGGAGGACGAGGAUGAAGAGAGGGAGGACGAAGAACAGGAAGAAGACGAAGAAGACGAAGAAGGCGAAGAAGACGAAGAAGAUGAAGGAGAAGUAAAGGAAGAAAAGAAGGCAGACGAUUCUGAGGACGACGAAUCGGACUCUGACGGCGAGGACCUCAAUUUCAACAGGCCACGCCCAAACAAACAGGAAAACUUCUCUAUUUUCGUGCGUAAUGUUCCCUACGACGCGACGAGAGAAUCUUUAGAGGAGCAUUUUUCCAAGUUCGGUCCAAUUAAGUAUGCUCUUCCUGUCAUGGACAAGGAUACCCAGCUGGCCAAAGGAUCCGCGUUCGUGGCGUUCCGUCGCGAAGAAGAUUAUGAGGAGUGUCUUUUGAAUGCGCCAGAGGUGAAUCCGAACUCGAUGCUCAUUCCAGACGACGUUUCUCCGUUGUAUGUCUACGAAGGCCGGGUUUUGCAGAUCACUGCCACCGUGGACCGCGAUUCUGCUGCCAGAAUGGCCGAGCGCAACGCACUUGCUCGGAAAGAGCUUCUAGGCCGUGUUCCAACAGAGAAAGACAAGCGUAAUCUUUUCCUGCUGAACGAGGGACGAAUCACGUCUGGCUCGAGAUUGGCCUCGCUGAUCAGCAAGACGGAUCUGGAUGUUCGUGAAAAAUCGUACAAUCUGCGUGUGCAGCAGCUGAACAAAAAUCCAUCGUUGCAUCUGUCGCUGACGAGACUGGCCAUCAGAAACCUGCCUCGUGCCAUGAACGAGAAAGCCUUGAAGGCCUUAGGACGCAAGGCAAUUGUCCAGUUUGCGGCCGAGGUCAAGGAGGGAAAGAGACAGCCGCUCAACAAGGAGGAGCUUGCCAGAUCGCAAAGGCACAAGGAGUUUAUUGAGGAGAAGCUUGGAGUCAAGCCCGAGGACAAGAAGCGCAAAAAACAGACAGGUGUGGUGAAACAGGCCAAAAUCAUCAACGAGGUGAAGGGCUCAGGUGUGCUGGGCAGAUCCAGAGGAUACGGGUUCUUGGAGUUCCGAGACCACAAGCACGCUUUGAUGGCUCUGCGGUGGCUGAACGCUCACGAGGUGAGUCGCGAGGACAUCCUGGUUGGCCUGACAGAGGAGCAAAAGAAGGUGGCUGAGAGCGAGGGCACGAUAGCCAAGCGUCGGUUGAUUGUGGAGUUUGCUAUUGAGAACGCCAAGGUGGUGAAGCGUCGACACGAGCAAAUCGCCUAUAGCAAAGCCAAGAACCACAGGAAAGACGGCGAGGGCCAGGAUAAUGGUCGAGACAGAAAACGGCAGAGAGAAGGCGGUCGUGACGAGAGAGCAGGUGGGGGCAGAAGAGGCGCGAACGGCAGACCAAACGACUCAAAGCGCAGAAAGACAGACACCCAAACUGCGCCCGAAGCCAGCAAGAGUGGUCUUCCAAACGACGUCAAAAGGUUGAUUGGAUUCAAAAGAAAGCGCAGACACGCGAAGAAAUAG
Messenger RNA from Ogataea parapolymorpha DL-1, 2139 nucleotides. RefSeq names its product NOP4 Nucleolar protein. Bases 1 to 2139 code for a protein of 712 amino acids. The transcript has a single exon. Gene Ontology annotation, molecular function: RNA binding. NCBI's taxonomy places the organism in Eukaryota, Fungi, Ascomycota, Pichiomycetes, Pichiales, Pichiaceae. The record is from RefSeq and is a predicted model, not a curated record.